AUGUUGGGCUGUCUAGCUAUAACUGGGCUUCCUUCAUGGACUUGGGCUCCUUUUGCAGAUUGGGUUCCCAAAUGGGGUGAGCUUUUGACUAUUCUUGGUGUUGGGUUCCUAGUAGGAAUGGCUUGCGAUUCCUUCUUGAGAGAGAUCUUGGAGAAUUCGUAUUGCUUGUCGAAGAGAGGAGUCGACGUGCAUCCCAAGGUAAGUCGAGCACGCCAGCUACGGGAAGCCCAGCUGGUUGUUGUCGUGGCAACGGUUGGCAGUGAGUGGCAGCCGUGGUGGAGCAGGUGCGCACAGGUGGACCAGCUGCUCCCUAUCGUCGCAGGUCUAUGCUGGAGCGUGCUUGGCCUCAUGCGUUACGAGCUGCAUCAGUUGAGUGGGUAUUGGGAGGAAGUCGGUGGUUUGCCCCCUGCCCAGGAUGUUGAGAGAUGGAAGCAUAGUCUAUACUCUAAUGAUCUGCCAGUUGGGGAGGAGGAGUGUUUUGCCAGACUCUCCUAA
Molecule: messenger RNA, 495 nt
Organism: Prunus armeniaca (apricot)
Lineage: Eukaryota; Viridiplantae; Streptophyta; Magnoliopsida; Rosales; Rosaceae
Source: the annotation of a GenBank genome assembly